UGUAAAAUUAUAAAAUUAGAAAUUGUGAUAUUUUUUAAAGGAAUAAAAUGCAGAGAAAAAAAUACGAAUAAAUGGCCGAAGUAAGAUUUUUUUACUAACUUUUUUUUCAACUUGCAGGCAUCGCAAUGGCUCGAUUGAUUCGAAGCGAUAUUAGACACAUAUCUGAUACGGCUAAUAACGCGGACUCGUUCCGAGUAUUAAGGGGCCGUGUGAGUGUUUUAAAGAUAGCUCCGGAUGCACGAUUGAUGCCGUACUCAGGAUUGCACGAUUGAUGCCAUACCUGGAGCUAGCCGGAUUUGGGUCAGUAGCAUUGAUCCGGUCCUCCGACUUGCACUUUGAUUUAUUAUCUGCGCUAGUGGAGCGGUGGCGUCUGGAGACCCACACUUUCCAUUUUUCGUGCGGGGAGUGCACGGUGACCUUGGAGGAUGUUGCAGUGCAGCUUGGGCUCCCAAUUGACGGGAGUCCCAUAACGGGAGUAUCUUCAUUCACCGAUCCGGCUGCACUUUGCUAUCAACUCCUAGGAGAGUCACCAAAGGACGGUGAUAAAUAUUUUUCCGGCAUAAAAUUUACAUGGCUAAAAGCCAAAAUUGGACAAUUAUCAGCGACCGCCACUGAAGGUAAGUUGAUGUGCGCUGUUCGAGCAUACAUCAUGCAUAUGAUAGGGGCAGUACUCAUGCCUGAUGCAAACAGCGACAGUGUGCAUUUGUCGUACUUGCCCCUGCUAGCUGAUUUGUCCACUGCUAGGUCGUAUAGCUGGGGUUCCGCCGUUCUAGCAACGCUGUACCGGGAGCUUUGUCGGGUGACAGAGCCGCAUGUUAAAGACAUCGGCGGAUGCCUCAUAUUGUUGCAGUCCUGGGCGCUUUAUCGCAUGCCGUUUUUGCCACGCAUUAGUCACUAA
Messenger RNA from Gossypium raimondii (Peruvian cotton), 898 nucleotides. RefSeq names its product protein MAINTENANCE OF MERISTEMS-like. The record is from RefSeq and is a predicted model, not a curated record. Gene Ontology annotation, biological process: meristem maintenance; meristem development. The coding region runs from base 272 to 898 and encodes 208 amino acids. The transcript has 2 exons. NCBI's taxonomy places the organism in Eukaryota, Viridiplantae, Streptophyta, Magnoliopsida, Malvales, Malvaceae.